Gigantopelta aegis is the source of this 2419-nucleotide messenger RNA. RefSeq lists its product as uncharacterized. Bases 1 to 2145 code for a protein of 714 amino acids. NCBI's taxonomy places the organism in Eukaryota, Metazoa, Mollusca, Gastropoda, Neomphalida, Peltospiridae. Gene Ontology annotation, cellular component: membrane. The transcript has 5 exons. The record is from RefSeq and is a predicted model, not a curated record. Gene Ontology annotation, biological process: signal transduction.
AUGGAGAGUUAUGGAAUCGUCGCUCUAUUACUGAAAAAUAAUGAAGAGCCAUUUUUCUUGUGUGCUCUGGCCACUGGAGAUGGCGACACGGAAGACGACAUCACGGAAGGUGGCGACAUGGAGGUUGGCGACGUGGAGGUUGGCGUCACGGAGGGUGGCGACGUGGAGGUUGGCGUCACGGAGGGUGGCGACGUGGGGGUUGGCGUCAGUGGGGAAGUAAUCACUGGAGACGGUGUCAAAACAGGUAAAGCACCUAAAAAAACUGCCGGAAUUACCAAUGAAGCACUGGCAAAUUCUAAAAACUAUAUCAUCCGUUUGAUUAAAAACUUGAACUUCGCUUAUGAAAAUAUCACCAGUUUGACUGAACAUCUGAAAACCGCCAACGAAAAUAUCACCAGUUUGACUGAAAAUCUGAAAAACGCCAAUGAAAAUAUCACCAGUUUGACUGAAGAUCUGAAAAACGCCAAUGAAAAUAUCACCAGUUUGACUGAAGAUCUGAAAAACGCCAAUGAAAAUAUCACCAGUUGUACUGAAGAUCUCAACAACGCCAAUGAAAAUAUCACCAGUUGUACUGAAGAUCUCAACAACGCCAAUGAAAAUAUCACCAGUUUGACUGAAAAUCUGAAAAACGCCAAUGAAAAUAUCACCAGUUUCACUGAAGAGCUGAAAAACGCCAAUGAAAAUAUCACCAGUUUGACUGAAAAUCUGAAAAACGCCAAUGAAAAUAUCACCAGUUUGACUGAAGAUCUGAAAAACGCCAAUGAAAAUAUCACCAGUUUGACUGAAGAUCUGAAAAACGCUAAUGAAAAUAUCACCAGUUGUACUGAAGAUCUCAACAACACCAAUGAAAAUAUCACCAGUUUGAAUGAAGAGUUGAAAAACGCCAAUGAAAAUAUCACCAGUUUGACUGAAAAUCUUAACAACGCCAAUGAAAAUAUCACCAGUUUCACUGAAGAUCUGAAAAACGCCAAUGAAAAUAUCACCAGUUUGACUGAAAAUCUGAAAAACGCCAAUGAAAAUAUCACCAGUUUCACCGAAGAGCUGAAAAACGCCAAUGAAAAUAUCACCAGUUUGAUCGAAGAGCUGAAAAACGCCAAUGAAAAUAUCACCAGUUUGACUGAAGAUCUGAAAAACGCCAAUGAAAAUAUCACCAGUUUGACUGAAGAUCUGAAAAACGCCAAUGAAAAUAUCACCAGUUUGACUGAAGAUGUGAACAACGCCAAUGAAAAUAUCACCAGUUUGACUGACGAUUUGGACAACGCCAACGCAAAUAUCACCAGUUUGACUGAAGAUGUGAACAACGCCAAUGAAAAUAUCACCAGUUUGACUGAAGAUGUGAAAAACGCCAAUGAAAAUAUUAGCAGUUUGACUAUAGAUCUAAACAACGCCAAUGAAAAUAUCACCAGUUUGACUGAACAUCUGAACAACGCCAAUGAAAAUAUCACACGUCUGACUGGAAAUAUCAGCAGUUUGACUGAACAUCUGAACAACGCCAAUGAAAAUAUCACCAGUUUGACUGACGAUUUGGAAAACGCCAAUGCAAAUAUCACCAGUUUGACUGAAGAUGUGAACAACGCCAAUGAAAAUAUCACCAGUUUGACUGAAGAUGUGAAAAACGCCAAUGAAAAUAUUAGCAGUUUGACUAAAGAUUUGAAAAUUGCCAAUGAAAAUCUCACGCACUGUCUAAAAAAAUGGAGAGAUUAUGACGCAAUGUGCAUAGCGAAAGAACAAUUUAGACUAUAUAAAAAAGACUCUAACCGAAUGUGCCUUGCAUUGGUGGUGUCAGAAGAUGUAAUUGUUGAAGCACUGAAGGAUGUAUGCAAAAUGAUCGGAGCAAGAAUGGUUGUAUUGGACUCGUCUUGGAAGAAUGAUCUUUACCGAGAAGUAAUCAUCAACUACGCUACCGUUUCGGGUCACGGACCUCUGGAUGCAGUAAUUGGAGCGAAGUUCAACGAAACUUCAGGACGUCCAUAUUGGUUUGAUUCUGAUUCCCCGUUCGAGUACAACGAUCUGGUCAGUAAUGAUACAUCAGGAGGCAACAACACGUGUGUCGCAAUAACACACGCCACACAGUAUAGAUGGGGAUAUGUUCCAUGUUCCGGAUUUGCUGGCGUUGCCGCAUGCGAAAUUCCCCCAUAUACCUGAGGUGGGGGUGUUGUUGUUUGGGGGUUGGUUUUUUGGGGUCUUUAUAUUAAUUAAUUAUGUAUUUGUUUAAAAAAACAAAUUUUAAAUCUAGUUGCUAAAAUUUUGCAAUUACAGGUUCUUAUAUAUCUUCACAACUGUCUUAAAUCGACUGAUCCUUGUUUCCGAGACAUGUAACUUUUUGGCUUUACGUGUCUGUCUUAAGUCUUCAGUUUCAGUGAUUCUGUCUUUGUAAUUCCAGCCCAAAAAGCUAACAAAAUAAACUGUGUCUAGCCUA